This is a messenger RNA of Fibroporia radiculosa, 909 nucleotides long. RefSeq lists its product as uncharacterized. The record is from RefSeq and is a predicted model, not a curated record. Bases 1 to 909 code for a protein of 302 amino acids. The transcript has 7 exons. NCBI's taxonomy places the organism in Eukaryota, Fungi, Basidiomycota, Agaricomycetes, Polyporales, Fibroporiaceae.
AUGGAGUUUACAGCUACUGAGGCCCAGGGACUCCAGAUUUCAGCCAGCUUGACUGGGAAUUUUUGUUCAUUGCCAGCAACUCUACAUUCCCUCUUAUCUCACCCCUCACUUGAUGGCUUGCUUCUACCCAAGAUGGAGCCUCUUGCCAACCUUGAACAUGUCUUUGAGAUGCCUUCGAUUCCAGACAAGGUUACUACUAAGAAAAAAAAGGUUGUAAUUGAGGCUCAGCCUAUGGCAUCAGGUCCAUCAGCAGUGAAUACUGCAGCUGCCUUGUCAGGCAAGAAGUUGUCUUGCAAAAAGAAAAAAACUGUCAAUGAGAGCAACAAAUAUGUUGAAUCUGAUGACAAUGAGCCUAUUGAGAAACCUAAGUGCAAGCAGGCCCGGCCUGCUGCUAUUGGUGUAGACCAACCUACUGAAGUCAUUCAAACUGCAAAGGAGGUUUCUCUGCUUACAUUUGUUGAUUUAGAGCAACUUCGCCUUGAGACUUACAAGGCUCAGACCGAUUGCCUCCAUGCGCAUAUAGAGUAUCACAGGCUCGUUGCAGAACAAGCUCGCAUACAAUCCAAACUCCAGCUCCACAACAGCCAGAUUGACAUGAACAAUCAGCAGGCACAAUACUACCAUUGGAGUGCAUGGGGAAUGUUCCACUCCACUUCUGACAAAGCAGGAAAACAUUUGUUUGUCAUUCCUGCAGAUAACACCCACACAGUUGAUACAUGCAAGGUCUCUGGCAAAGUUGACGACCUUGAUAUCAGUCUCUCAGCAAAGUGGGAGCCACUUUACAUUAAGUUUCCUACACAUGCUUCUGCUGCAACUGCCGCUGUGCAGGUAGCUUCUCUUCCUUGCUACUUUGACACCUCGUAUUUAGAAGAUGGAGCCGACUCGGUUCCCCCCCCACACACUGCAUAA